UUCUCUCAUUUAUAUUUGUAUAUUGAUUGAUCUUGAAGAUUUACGUUACAUACUUGAAACAAAAAAGUAGAACAAACUAAUAAGUCGUAGUCAUUCUAUUCUCUUUUUUUUCGUAUACAUUCAACGUGUGAAAACUGAUAAUAUUGAACUUUGUACGCGUAAUGAUAAUGAUGUUGAACAUGCUCAUAUCAAAUUAAGAACCCAUUUAUUAUUGAUCAUCAUCAUCACCAUUGAAAUUUGCUACAAAUGAUAUCCAACCAUUGAAAAAUUCUCAAAUAAAUUCUUUUUUUACAUAUAAGCCAAGUUAUGGUUAACAUGAAACAUUUGUUAUUGUUUUUACGGAGGCAUUUCAAACUAUCUUCAUAUCUUAUAUUAAUCUUUGCAUUUUGGUUGACUAAUUUAACCGAGGCCAAAAGUAAAUUAUCCAAUUAUCAAUCAAUAUUAUGUGCCGAUAAUCAUUGCAAAGAACCUAUCGCGGAUGGUAUCACCACCAUACGAUAUCCAUCACCGGAUAGAAAUUUGCUAUCAUUUAAAAAAGAUUUAAAUGUCAAAAUAUUUGGAAAAACUGAUGAUAAAAUUUACUAUUUUGCCGAGGUAAAUAAAAAACGUGGAUUUGUGCCUGCAAAAUUAAUUAAAGAAAUUAAUAUUCAUUAUGAAGAAAAUAAACUCAGUGGUGUUAAAUUUGAUUUUGAUGAAUAUGAAAAAUCAAUAAAUUCCAUUGCUGCUACUGGUGUUCAUGAUAAUAAUAAUGGUCGUAUCAAUGAUUCGGUUAUAUUGAGUUCCUCCAAUGUUCAUCAAGUGCCCAAUGAUUCUAUACAGCAACAAUCAAAUACAGCAACACCAUUUGUUUAUUCACCAAAAGUUACCGUCAUCGAUGGGACGACAAUCGAUGAAGAACUUCUUGGUGGAAUAACAGCCACUCCAUCACCAACAUUUGUCCAAAGCUCUGUAACUAAAACUGCAACAAUUGAAGCAAAUUUUACUAAUGUCGAUGAACUUGACAAAGAAACAGUUGUCGAUCAAAAUGAAAGUGAACUAAACAAAGAACAUGGAUCAUUAUUGAAACAAUUGGGUAAACCAAUUGUUCAAGAUACUACUGCCGAUACAAUUGAUGAUGUAACUGUUGUAGGUGAAGAUUCAUCAGAAAAUACUGAUACUGAACCUUUAGAUCAAACAGAAAACGUUAUCAAUACAAAUGAUGAUGUAGUUAAGGAGGAAAAAGAAAAAAGUAACAAUAAUGAUAAUGUCAACUCUAUUAAAACUAAUGACGAUUCGACAACUCAUCAACAACAAAACAAUAUCACAUUAACAGAGGAAAAUCUUGAAGUUGAAGAAAAUCCUGUUGAAAAUAUUGAAUCUGAGACGACAAAAGUUGAAACAUCAAAACAAGAAACUGAUGUUCCAUCGAAAAUGGAUGAAUCUUCAAUCAUUACGGACCAAAUCAUAAACAAUCAGACAAAAACCGAUGAUGUAUUAAAACAAGUGGAUGCUGAAAAUAUAAUGAUCGAAACACCAAAUGAAAAUUUAUUAAAACAAGAAGAGGAAAAAGUAAAUCCAAGUGAACAAGAAGGUGAUCUUAAGGAUGAUAAAAUUAGUGAUGAUGAUAAGGUAGCUGCUGACUCAACAAAUAACUUGAUUUCUGAAUCAAUUGAGCCACAAAAACAAACUGUUGAACCUGCAUCAAAAUUGCCCGUUGGUGUUGAUAGUGAUCAUCAGCAAAAUAAUAUUGAAUCUCAACAAGAAAAUAUCAGAACAAAAAGAGAUUCGUCAGAUUUGGAGCAACAAUCAAAACCAUUGGAAGGAGUUGAAGAAAAUAAUAAUCCAAAAAUUACAAAUGUUCAUCAAUCUUCGAUAUCAUUUCAAUCAUCAAUCGUUUCAAACGACUCUGCUAAUGAUAAUAAUGUUGAUUCAAUAUCACCACAUUUACCGUCUUCUUCACAGCCAUUAGCUGCAGACAUUCCACAUAAUUUACAUCAACAAGUUCACGUUCCAGCCCAUCAUCAUCAUAAUCAACAAACAAACACUGAAAAUCCUAAUGUUUCUAACCAAGCACCAUCUCCACCAAAUGCAGACUUUUCUAAAACCAAUGAUGAUCAAUUGAUUGAACAAAAUGUAAAACCGACAAUCGAUUCACUUCCCGACAAUACUCAGCAAGUUAAUACACAUCUUCAUCCAAAAUUGCUUCAACGUCCUCAUGUAGAAUCUGCUGAUGAUUUAAAAAGUGCAGUGAAUGUUGAUCAAAACAAUCCACCUUCAUCACAACAACAUCAUUCUGACAAUCAAAAACAAAUGCAGGAACCUAGUUCCAUUGAUUAUUCAACCAAUUCUAAUGCCCAUUCUGAUUAUCAUCAAUCUCAAUCGUCGAAUUUUCAUGCAGAAGGCAGUGUUUUAAACUCUAAACAUAAACCUUUUGUAGAAAAUAGAAAUAUACCACAAGCGCCACCUGUUGAUAAUUCAGUUGUAUCGCAAAGUGUAUUAGUGAACCCAGUUGUUCAUUCGGAACAAUAUCAACAGCCGGUUAAUAAUAAUAUUUUCAAAAGGAAAUUAUUAGCCGAAAGAGUUGGUUUCGUUAGCGUCAUCAUGGAAAUUAUACCGGAUGAAGUGGAACUUUUCUUUGAAAGUUUCAAUAUUUCAUUACAUGCAAUCAUAUUCACAUCGAUCGUCGGCUUUUUCUGGUGCUUAAUGAAAGUGUUGAUAUUUUUUGUAAGCUCAUCGAAAAAAGUUCGCGAAUUACAAGAUACAAUUUGUCAAACACAAAGAAAGCUUUAUUAUUUCGAAGCGGAAAAAGAUAAAAUCAAAGAAGAAUAUGUAGUUUGUCGUGAUGAGUCAUCGAGUUUUAAAGACAAUCUUCAUCGAAUUGAAAAACGUAAAUAUCUAUUGGAACAAGAGAAUGAAAAACUAAAGACUGAAAUAAUGAAUUUAAAAAAAGAUAAUUCAUCAUUAAAAAUACAAGCAGAAUCAAAUCCGAUAAUGAGUUCGAAAUUAGAUCAAGUUUUGGCUGAAGUAGACAGAUUUAAACAAGAAAAUCAUGAGCUUUGUUCUAAAAUUGUCGAACUUGAAACACAAAUCGAUACACAUUUGCUGACAAUCAAACAACAGGAAAGAACAGCUCGUUCAGAUAAAGAAGAGAUUGACAAUCUCAAUGAUCAAUUAGUGACAUUAAAUGAAGAAAUUGAAAAACUCAACGAAACAAUUAAAGAAUUAGAACAGCAAUUUACCAUUGUACAAUCGGAAAACACAAAUCUCAAAGAAUCACAGCACAAGCUUAAUGAAGAAAUAAAAGACAUGAAAGAUGAGUUACUUUCAUGUGAAGAAAAAGUCAAAAAUUUUGAGAAUGAAUGUAAAUCACUGGAAAAGCAGCGAAAAACAGCGAAUGAAAAAGUUGAUUCAUUCUUGCAGGAACUUGAAAUCAAGAAUUCUGAAAUUAUUUCAAUGCAAACUUUAUUGAAUAAAUUGAACAAAAACAUGACAAAAAACAAAGAACACGAUCGUCAACGAAGAUCGACUGAUUUGAAUGGUGAUCUUGCAAUUGGUAGUGUGAAUGGUGAUGACGGUGUUGAUCAAAAUGUGGUCAAUAAUAAUACUAAUGAACAAACUAGCGGUGGUGAAGAUGCAAUUUGUCUUCAGGAUGUUGUUCAAUUGCAACUUCGUUUGACACAAAUGGAAGUGGAAAAAGAACAACUUAGACAAAAAUUUGAAGCCUUACAAAAACAAAUGAAAGACAUUAAUGAUGAAAUAGAAUCAACAAGAGAAAUCAAUCAACAAUUGAAACAAAAUGCUGAAAAUGCUUUACAAGAAAAAUUCAAAGCUGUUACCGAAUUGGAAGUACUGUCCAAAUAUUAUAAAGAAAAAGAGCUUGAAUAUGCUAAAGAUAUUGGCGUACAUAAAGUCAAACAAGAACAACAAAGUGAAGAUGUUGAAUCAUUAUCAUCGAAAUUGGCGGUUACAGAAGAAGAAAACACCAUUCUUAAGGAUAGAUUGAAAUCAAUUAAAAAAGAAUUAGAAGAAACUGAACGUCGUUACAAAACUCAAUUGAAUCAAUUGGAAAAACAUUCACAUGAGAAUUGGAUAGCUGCACGUGCUGCUGAACGAAAAUUCGAGGAAACAAAAGCUGAAGCAUCCGCUCUGCGACAAACUUUAUCACAAUCGGUAAAAUCUCCACCUCCUGGUGAUCUUUCUUUUGGUGGAUAUCUAGACGAUACGGCCAGUUCUGUUAGCUCAUUACCCGAAGUUCUUAAUAGUUCAUUACCGGUGCCUCCCCCACCACCACCACCUUUUCCAUUUUCGUCAUUAUUUGCUUCAAAUAUCCAUCCACCACCUCAAAUUCAGGGGGUACCUCUACCUACUUCGGCAAAUCUUUUCGAUCUUAAUGAACAACAUAAUGUUGCAGCUAAUUCGAAUACCUAUUGGAGUUCACAAUCUGCUGCUCCCACAGCAGUGACGGCUCAAGGUCCGGUUGUUCAUCAAGCUCAAAGUUCUAUAUCGUCCAAUACAUCAAAUACGUUUGCAUUUGAUCCAUCCAAGAGCAUGCCACUUGUUGCCUCGACUGAUAUUAGUAUGGCAUAUCCACAAGUCAAUCCAAUGUCUCACCAUCAUCAGCAACAGCCACAGCAAUCAACACAUUAUGGAUCGACAUCAAGUAUCAGUGGUCAUCAACAGCCACCAUCCAACCAUAAUAUCCAACAACAAUAUAACACUGAAAAUUCUUAUGGUGGCCAUUACCAACAACAACAUUCGUUUCAUUCCAGUCAAUUGGAUUUGACACGAAAUACUUAUUCGCCAGCAAUGUCUCAACGUUCGACACAUACACCAUUGACUACGGCAAAUAUGAACUCAAUUAAUUAUGAUAUGCAACGAGCCACACCAGCUUCUCAAUGUAAUGUGUCCCAGCCUAAUCCAUAUGGAUCGCCUUUACAACAACAUCAGCCUAAUCCAAAUCCAUUUAGUGUUAAUUAUUCUACAACUGGCUAUACUCAACAACAGCAGCCACCACCGCCUACACAUGAUGUUUAUUCGAAUUCUCAUCAUCAUCAUCAUCAUCAUGGACAACAAUUAUACAACACUGGUCAGCAGCCGCAGCAACAACAACAACAACAACAACCUGUGAUCGAUCCAAAUAAUCAGCAUUCAUAUUCUUCAUCAACAAUAGGGGCAACUUAUACAAAUCAGCCGCCAAUUUCGAGUCAAUCAAGACCUCAAUCGGUCCAUAAUCAGAUGGUUUAAUGGGGAUGAGAAUCCAUGGAAUGUGUUGUUUUUUAGGCAUUGAAUGAAUUUAUCCAUGUAGGCAAUAUUUUUUUCUCUUCACUCUCUCAAUCCAGAAUGAUUAAAAGCCAACGAAAUAUUAUUUAUUCUAAUUUGGAUGUUUAUUUGUUUGUCUUUGAAUGUAAUAAAAUAAUUUCACAAUCUUUUAUUGCAAAAAAA
Messenger RNA from Dermatophagoides farinae (American house dust mite), 5421 nucleotides. The record is from RefSeq and is a predicted model, not a curated record. NCBI's taxonomy places the organism in Eukaryota, Metazoa, Arthropoda, Arachnida, Sarcoptiformes, Pyroglyphidae.